CUGUGAAUGAAGUUGUGUUUAUAUUUAAGAUCUCUAUAUUUAUAUUAUCUAUGAUAUAAUUAUCAAGAUGACCUAUCUCAUCUCGAUAUUGUAUUAUUUUCAAAUUGUUAAAAUGUUAGGUAUUUAAGUUUGCGAUAGAUAUAUGUAAAAAUGUUUUAAUUUUCGGAUAUUUUUAAGUAUAUAGGUAUUUAGUAUUUAUAGUUUAAGUAAAGCAAUGAUUUUAGAAGAUAACCAAAAUGUCAUCAAACCAAGGAAUAGUCGAGCUGCUCGGCCUAAAGUUGUUUACCAAUGGACUGUACAAGAUGUUCAAAAAUGGUUUCGCCGACAUUGUUAUGAUUAUUAUGUUUUAUACGGAGAAAAAUUUUUGCAGCAUGAAAUAAUUGGACGUGCUUUAAUAAGAAUUAAUGAAAAUCAACUAUAUCGUAUGGGUAUUAUAAAUCCAGAUCAUAGUCAAGAAAUUUGUCGUGAAAUACUUAAACUACGUCUUAAAACUUAUAUUUUAGAAUUUAGAGAUUUGGAACGCAACAAUCUUUAUGAUUAAAAUCUCAAGAGUUUUACAUUGAAAGUCCAAGAGUUGUAAUACGAGGACUAUUAGGCUUAAUUGAACCUAUUUCAGUCUCCACUUUAUAAAAUGAUAUUGGAUGAAAUGUACUGAUGUCGAUAAGCGUACUAUUUUUAUUGAAUACUCUUAUAACACCUGGAGCUUCACAUCCUGCAAUAUAUUAUAAAUAUAAAAACUUAAAUAUAUUUGAUAAGAAUUAUUACCUACUUUAAACUAUUUUAUUA
This is a messenger RNA of Melanaphis sacchari, 786 nucleotides long. It is a transcript of the gene ave, whose product is annotated as protein aveugle. Gene Ontology annotation, molecular function: protein binding. Gene Ontology annotation, biological process: cell surface receptor protein tyrosine kinase signaling pathway. The record is from RefSeq and is a predicted model, not a curated record. Gene Ontology annotation, cellular component: cytoplasmic side of plasma membrane. Bases 215 to 541 code for a protein of 108 amino acids. The transcript has 4 exons. Lineage: Eukaryota; Metazoa; Arthropoda; Insecta; Hemiptera; Aphididae.